Messenger RNA from Rhagoletis pomonella (apple maggot), 1404 nucleotides. RefSeq lists its product as uncharacterized. The record is from RefSeq and is a predicted model, not a curated record. NCBI's taxonomy places the organism in Eukaryota, Metazoa, Arthropoda, Insecta, Diptera, Tephritidae. Bases 1 to 1404 code for a protein of 467 amino acids. The transcript has 4 exons.
AUGGUAACUAUACUUGACCUACCAGAUGAAUGUCUAACAAACAUUUGCAAAAGAUUGGAUGAUGACUUCCUGCGCUAUUGUUGGGUGAAUGUGUGUAAGAGGUUUCAAUAUAUCUAUUACGGUUAUUUUCACAAUUGGACCGAAGUGAAUGAUUAUUUGGCACAAAAUUUCGGUCAUCAAAUUGGCACCAAUGACUUCCCAAUGAAAAUAGUGAAACGAAUCAAUCUAUCAAAAUUAAAGUGUUCGAAAAAAUUCCUAAAUAAAUUACGUCUUGCUCACCCGGAGGUUGAAGAAGCUAAACUUUUUUCAUUUACGGACGAAUAUAUGGCUGAGCUUUUGCCGUUGCCAAAUCUGAAGGUCCUAAUAUGCAUUGGCACUUAUGAUCUGCGAGGCAGAAGUUUAAUAGACCUUUGUGGACUCACGGAACUACAUAUACAUACCAACAAAUCCAUAGAUGCGGAGAAUGUACUUCAGGCAACCUAUUACAAUCCGCUGCGAGUGCUAGUAAUUCCUAAUGACCCAGGAGUAUUUGCCGAAAGAUAUGCCUUUGAAAUGGUCGAUAAUCUGAAGUACCUCGAGAAACUGGUGGUCGAGUAUAAUCACUGCAAAUCUUGGCAAUUGAUUGGCACUUUACCCCGGCUGAAGAAACUUGAAAUUUGGGACUUUGUAACGCAUGGCUGUGCAUUUUGCUGGACAAAUCCAGACUCGUAUCAAACAUGUGCGCCCAACCACGAUAAAAUAUUCUUUAAUGAACUAUGCAAGAAAGACCAAUUGGAGGAGCUCAUUUUCUGUGAUGGUUGCCUAACAGAGUUUCACUUAACGGGAAUAUCUCAACUUAAGAGUUUGCGGAUAUUGAAGUUUUCGAGAGCUGCAUUCAUUGAUGAAGUUUCAUUGGAUGUAUUUGCAGAUUUGGUCAAUUUUGAAGAGUUACAUAUUGAUAACGGUAAACGAAUUCUUGCAUAUCAGUCAUUGGAAUUUUUUAGAAAUUGCCAAAAAUUAAAACGCGUUAAUUUCUGGUAUGCUGGCGGCAUUAAUGGCAACUUUAUUUCAAAAGCAAAUGACAUCUUAGGUAAAAGGAAGCCACCACCAAGAGAACCGGUCACCUUUGGAUUCCAGUUUUUAAACGCCAAUUACCUAAGAGCGACUAUUGAAGGACUGUACAUUAGCACGCCAGUGUUUUAUAUAAGGAUCACACAUUUGCAAAGGAAAUUUGUUGCUGCAGAAGAAUCGUAUCUGGAAACGGAAGAAGAAGCUGUUAGUCAAUCGCCUUUGCAAGGGGAACUGCUGAAAAGGAAAUUCUCAAUAAUGAACAUUGUCCCAGUGGAAACAGAAAUCAAAAUGGAAUUUGUUGGUCAAGUCGAAAAAAGGCAAGAUCCUGAGGGGCGCAGUGAAGGUGAAGAAUAA